CGAAACCACUCUUUUUGUAAUUUUGAUGUUUUGAAGAAAUGUCGUCGCCUGUCUGGUGUCUGUUUGCCUGCAUACAAUAAAAUAAAUAGGUUUCAUUCAAAAUUAUAAAUAAUAAAAUAAAAACAUGUAGCAGAAAAAUCAAAUUUUCAAAUUUCAUUUAAAUCAAAAGAAAAAUAACUUCUCAACUCUACAAAAAAUGGCCAGCAUCUAUUCAUACACACGAGAAGCUGUUCGAGUUAAAGUCAAGAAAUGUGAACCAAAUCUUCCACCCGAAUGGAGAAAGUUCUCUGUCGACCCACAAAUCACAUCCCUCGAUGUCUUGUACAGCAUUUUAGCCAAAGCAUUCGAUAUCAAAUCCGACUUCUCUAUCAAAUACAAAGCCUUCGAUCCGGCUGGCAAUGAAAUCUACUUGGCCGUAUUGUCUGAUUGGGAUUUGGAUGCAGCGUUCCUUCGCAUCCAUAAUCUCUCCAUUCAAACGGCCACCGAACCUUGUCUCAUUCUGCAAAUCGAUAUUAAACCCUUUACCGAAGUACGCGACUGGGAGGCCGAAACGCCUCCGGCUACCUUCGGUUCUGGGGCUCGUGAGAUUAUCCAACCAAUUCAACAGUCGAUUGGAAUGAGUCAAAAGUAUGUUCAAAGUAUGCAAACCAAGUUGCCCGGUUUGAUUAUGAAUCAAAUGGAAAAGACUUUUUCCAUUGUACAAAAGGCAUUCAAUAUGAAUGAUGAACCGCUGUCUCAGCUUCCACCACGUCCUCCAUUGUCUGACAGCGAGUUUCGUAUGUUUCUCGAUCCAGUUGGACAGAUUUUGAGACAAGAUGAACUCAGGAAGGUUAUUUUUUUGGGUGGAAUUGAUCCUAGUUUGAGACGUGUCGUAUGGAAGCAUAUUUUGAAUGUCUAUCCAAAUGGAAUGAAUGGUCGAGAGCGAAUGGACUAUAUGAAACGCAAAUCCGACUACUAUCUAAAGCUAAGGGACACUUGGAAGACCGCUGUGAAGCGAGGCUGUGUUGACAGUGAGCUGUCCUACGUCACCAGUAUGGUGAAGAAGGACGUCCUUCGAACAGAUCGAUUGCAUCCGUUCUACGCUGGCAGCGAUGAUAACCAGAACAUUGCUUCACUCUUUAAUAUCCUUACGACGUAUGCUCUGAAUCACCCAUCGGUGAGCUAUUGCCAGGGAAUGUCUGACAUUGCAUCGCCUCUGCUAGUCACCAUGAACGAUGAAGCACAAGCUUACAUUUGUUUCUGUGCGAUUAUGUCGCGGGUGAGAGUGAAUUUCAUGCUCGAUGGAAUCGCAAUGACCCAGAAAUUCAGUCAUCUCACUGAGGCAUUGAACUUUUAUGAUCCAGAGUUUUAUGAGUAUCUUAAACUACAGCAGGCCGAUGAUUUGCUGUUUUGCUAUCGAUGGUUGCUGUUGGAACUCAAGCGAGAGUUUCCUUUUGAAGACGCCUUACGAAUGCUCGAGGUGCAGUGGAGUUCCCUUAAAUAUGAGUCCUUGACUGGUGAAUUGGCUCUCUUCGAAAAGGAAUUUGAGCCGAUUUUGCCAGAGGAACCACCACCUGCAAGUCCAUCGUAUAUUAUGGCAAAGCCUAGAGAGAAUCCAUAUACCAAAGUGUGUGCUUUGCGUCGACAGAGUUCGUCGGUGUCGCUUAGUUCGACUUGUUCAUCGCAAAAUCUGUCAACUUCUUAUACAAAUUCUCCAGGUGGUCGUUUGGAUGGUACAAAGCGUUUGAAUCAGAGUAUGGAUGAUAAUAUUGCCUCUAGAAGUACACGAAAAAAUCGGAAUGUUUCUAAAGCACAUCAGAGUUUAGACGAAUCGAAAAUGAUGAUGUUAAUGGAACAUAUGAAUGAAAAUGAACAAAAAUUUUAUCCACCAAGUGAGUUUAGAAAUUUCGAUGAAUUCCGAGAAGCAACUAUAGAAACUGAAGAAGCUACCGCAGCUGGUGGUAAUAUUGAUGAUGAUUCUCAGGGUGAAGAUGAAGAUUUUGUUUUUCAUCCAACAAAUCCAUUUAUGGAAGAUGCUACAAAACUAAAUGAAGAUCCAGAUGAUUCUAUAUCACCACAAGCUGUAAUUGAUGGAUCUAUUAAAAAUGCCUUUCUUGAUAGCACUGAUACGGCAAGUGAGGAUGGUAAUAGUGAGGAGAAGAGGAGAAUUCCAAAGAGCAUUAUGAAAUUGCAUAAUAAGAAUAUUUUUUCAAAUUAUAAUGCUGUUAGUAAUAUAAUUGCUAAACAAAUUACAAGUUCUAGUGGAUUGGGAGGAGGAGGAGGAGGAGGAAAGAGAUCUGGAGGGGGUCAUUUUAAGGAACUAAAGGAGAAGAUAGUCGCAAAUAAAAGAGGGGCAAUUGGAGGAACUCACAAACUUGAACGAUCCAAGACAACAUCUAUUAAUGAAAAUGAGACUGACAAACCAAAUAGAGGACAGCAAAAACUCAUAAAAAAUUUCAAUGAAUUCCUAAAUUUAUCUUCGAUAAAUCGAAAUCGCAUGUCAGACAACAAGCAUUCACCAAGUAAUCCUCAGCCAGCUGCAGCGGCAUCUCUACGAAACGAUAACAAUUCACCUCUAAAUCCGCUCUUUAAACUAAGUCGCGGAAUAUCCUCUGUAGAAGAUUCCGACUCUUCUACAGCAGAGACUUGGAGCGAUCCGACAGCGCAUAAUUCUUCUGUUUCGCCGGUGCCUAAUGCUGUUAAAUUGCAACUUGAUUUGAAAAGAGAUUUCCAAGAUUUUCCACAACGUAUUGCCAACGAUCCAAAUAUAACUCCCGAUGACAUUCAAGAUCAAGAAUAUUAUCCAAUGACCACUGCAAUGACACGUGAAUUACGACUUGAAAUGGAAAAUUUAGAUCGUCAAGUCUUUGGUCCAUCGGCGAUCAUUGUUGAACCACCACCAAUUAAUUCAGAUAUUGAAUAUGAAAAACUCGACAGAGAUUCAAUGGAUUUGGUUGAGGAUCUUAAAGAGGACGAAAUAAUAACAUGUCCCGAUAUAAACGAAUUAAUUGUUCGCCGAAGAGAACGUGAUGCUAGAAAUUUUGAUGCUGCUCAACGGAUUAGUACAUGCAGCAGCACAAGAUCAGAUGUUUUUGUUUGGGAGAAUCCCUUACAUCAGAUUUCAAAUAAUUCAAGUUGUAAUUUCAAUGAAAUCAUUGAUCCCAAUGAAGCAUCUGCUCAACUUCCGCCAGCAGUGCAACAAUAUGAAGAAGAAAUAUUCCAAUUUGGCACCGAUUCGUCGGAACCGACUAAUGCCGAACAAAUGAUCUCAUCAAUUGAUAAUUUGAAUCCUUUCAUUGAAACGAAUGCUUUUCCAGUCACCUCAACAUCUGCACCUGAAUUACUUUUAGAAGCACAAUCAAAAUGCCCCGACGUAGAAGUCGAAGAAGCCACUACAGCUGAUAUCACAUUCUCGAAAACAACCUCGACCAGCAGCAAUCUCCUACCACCGCCUGCUGAAUUAGGUGGAGGUCAUCCAUUCCUUAUAUUUUUAUGUCUAACACUUCUACUGCAACAUCGUAGUCCGAUUAUGAAGAGUGGAAUGGAUUAUAACGAAAUUGCUAUGCACUUUGACAAAAUGGUUCGAAAACAUGACGUCACCAGAGUGCUGAAUCAGGCCCGUUGCAUGUACAUAGACUAUAUAAAAACUCAAAAUGCGCAGAGUAACUUGCCUGGAAAAAAUACUACCACCGCCACCAGCAGCAGUAGCACUUUCAACUCCUCGACGAAAUCUUAGACAAAAAUGCACAGAUUCACACAAUUUUGUUAAUCAACAAGAACAACAACAAAAGCAGCUAGCUAGCUUGUACACUUUUUCCCAAAUUCCAAUUCAAACUAAAAAAUUAUAUUUAAAAAAACACACCAUCACUACACACACAACUAUUAUUAUGCAUUUAAAUGGAAAGAGAAAAAAAAUAUAUUUAUAUUUAAAUCAAAUUAAAGUCUGAUCGCUUGUUAUAGUUUUCAAAAGAGCAAAAAAAAAAAAAAAUAAACAUUAAAAAUAAAUAUUAUACAUACAUAGCUUUAAACCUAAAUUAAAAAGAAUUUUUUGUAAGUAAGCGCAUGGUUUUUUAAAUCGUGAUUAAACUUUAAGUUUUUUUGUAUAUUUGUUUUGUUAAAAAAAAAACUUGUAAGGUAAAUUAAAAGACAUUUCAGCUUAAACUAAAGAAUAUAAUUCAAAAUUAAAAACUAGUUUGAUAUUUAUUUUUGUCUUUGUCUAAUAAUUGUAAAAGUACUUAAUAUGUCGUUUUUUUUUCCUUUUUGUAAUAAU
This is a messenger RNA of Episyrphus balteatus (marmalade hoverfly), 4249 nucleotides long. RefSeq lists its product as uncharacterized. The transcript has 3 exons. Bases 197 to 3715 code for a protein of 1172 amino acids. Lineage: Eukaryota; Metazoa; Arthropoda; Insecta; Diptera; Syrphidae. Gene Ontology annotation, cellular component: autophagosome. Gene Ontology annotation, biological process: regulation of autophagosome maturation; activation of GTPase activity. Gene Ontology annotation, molecular function: GTPase activator activity. The record is from RefSeq and is a predicted model, not a curated record.